This is a messenger RNA of Chroicocephalus ridibundus (black-headed gull), 2209 nucleotides long. RefSeq names its product ankyrin repeat and SOCS box containing 14 (gene ASB14). The record is from RefSeq and is a predicted model, not a curated record. Bases 45 to 1829 code for a protein of 594 amino acids. Lineage: Eukaryota; Metazoa; Chordata; Aves; Charadriiformes; Laridae. Gene Ontology annotation, biological process: intracellular signal transduction. The transcript is spliced from 10 exons. Gene Ontology annotation, molecular function: protein binding.
CAGUGUUUCCCUACAAAAAGCGAUCCAAGCUGUGCUGAUUUGGCAUGUAUAAUUCUACAUAUAUGUUUGAUGACGAUUCUGAUGAUGAAAUCCCUACACAACAAGCUAUUCAGGAAAGCUUACAAGAUAGGCAUAAAAUUGAAACAAGUGGCAGUGCAACAGAGGAUGAAAGUUUCCGGUAUAUUGCAAGUGAAGAACACGAAAAGAUAAUUGCAGCAAUUCGGACAGGCCAAGAGGAGGCCUUGGUGAAGUUGGUGAAGCACAGUUCUGCUUUUGAAGAAGCAGAUCAGCAAGGCUGGCUUCCUGUGCAUGAAGCUGCAGCACAGCUAAAUAAGAACAUCCUUGAAAUAACUUUGAAAGCCUCCCGUGCCUCUACAUGGGAACAGACCACUCUAAAAGGGGAAACACCUCUCUUGGUGGCAGUAAGAAAUUGCUUUGUAGAUAAUGUCCGCUUUCUUCUGCUCAAUGGCUGCAAUCCCAAUGUUAAGAAUGAAGAGGGAGAUUCUCCUUUAGUUACAGCAGUUAAAUAUGAUUCGUAUGAGAUUGCCUCCUUGUUGAUAAGUUCUGGUGCAAAAGUGAAUUUGCAAUGUGUCCACAAGAGGACUGCUUUACACGAGGCAGCCAGAUUAGGCAGGAAGGAUCUGGUGAAGCUUCUUCUUCGUUCUGGAGCAGAUCCUGACCCUCGCAGUGGCUAUGGGCUCACACCUCUGGCACUGGCUGCACAGGUCGGACAUACAGAAAUUAUGGAGCUCUUAUUGCAAAAAGGUGCGGAUGUUCUUUCACAGGCAAUGGAUUGUGCUUCUGUAUUAUUUGAAGCUGCAGGAGGAGGAAACCCAGAUUCUCUGAGUCUUUUACUAGAAUAUGGAGCUGAUGCCAAUGUACCAAAGCACUCGGGUCAUUUGCCAAUCCACAGAGCUGCAUAUAGAGGACACUUUGUAGCCCUAAAAUAUUUAGUUCCAGUUACCGAUUUUGAUGCCAUUAAAGAAAGUGGGAUAAGUCCAGUUCACUCAGCAGCAGCAGGAGCACAUCCUCAGUGCCUUGAGUUUCUCCUCAAAUCUGGGUUUGAUGCCAAUUUCAUGCUGGAUCAAAGAGUUCGCAAAGGCUAUGAUGACCACCGGAAAUCAGCAUUGUACUUUGCUGUUUCCAAUGGGGAUAUCUGUUCAACACAGUUGCUGUUGGAUGCUGGAGCCCUGCCAAACCAAGAUCCCAUCAACUGUCUCCAAAUAGCCUUGAGAAUGGGCAACUAUGAGUUAAUUAAUCUACUGCUCCGACACGGGGCUAAUGUCAAUUACUUCUGCAGAGUGAAUACAACACACUUUCCAUCAGCUCUACAGUAUGCUCUGAAAGAUGAAGUCAUGUUAAGGAUGCUGAUGAACUAUGGGUAUGAUGUGCACCGCUGCUUUGAUUGCCCACAGGGAAACAGUUCGCGUUCCCAGUAUGUGACUGAUGGAUGGACUUCUACUGUUAUCAAAGAUACAAUGUUCUGUGAAGUGAUAACCUUGUCAUGGUUGAAGCAUCUGUCCGGGAAAGUGGUACGAGUAAUGUUAGAUUAUGUCGAUCAUGUUAAUAUCUGCUGGAAGCUAGAAGCAGUUCUCAAAGAACAGGAACUCUGGCCAGACAUCAAUUCAAUUUUAACAAAUCCUCGCUCUCUGAAGCAUCUUUGUCGCCUGAAAAUACGGGAAUGCAUGGGCCGGUUGCGUCUCCGUUGUCCUGUCUUCAUGACCUUCCUUCCACUGCCAAACUGCUUGAAAGACUACAUACUGUACAAGGAAUAUGAUCUUUACGGACAGGAAAACUUCAUAGGAACAUACAACCUCAACUGUACAUAAUUAUUAGCUCGUGUUUUGAAGGGAAUGCUGACGUGGAUAAGACUGUCUUAUGCAGCAGCUUUUUUCUUUUGGGAUUUUCUCCUGUGUAUGUUAAGGAAUACCAACACUUCCCCCCCUCACCCCUCGAAGAAAAUGGGGAGAAUCCCAAAAUGUAAGUAUUGGUGAUCCCAUUCUACGUAUCUACUGGAAUAUAAACUAUCUGAAAGUUAUGGCAAUAGUAUUAUAAACGUCUAGUGUGAAAAGGUAGGAACUGUAAAGUGUAGGGCUGCAAACCUUGUGUUGUUGCUAUGUUAAAGCCUGUCAUAACCGAUAACACUACCACCGUUGCAGCGUUAAACUCAGGGUUUAACUCAAGAUCAGGGAUUUAACUAACACCAGGU